AUGCUCAAGAAGGACGGCACCGGUCUCGACUCUGAAGCAGUUAUCGACGAGGCCGGCAACAUCAAGAUCUUCCUGACACUCAAGAAGCCUCUUCCUGAGCUACCAGCAGACUAUGCUCUGCCAGUGGAAGAGUAUGCGCUUGAUCUGCGCCCCGAGGCACCACCGGUGGGGCCAAUGUACAUUGUCGUCUACCUACCGUAUCUGUCUCUGGCUCUACGCCUCAUCUUAUCGCACGGACACCACGUGCGCAUCGCCACCCAUACCACCUUCAAAGACUUUAGCUUGGAGGAGCAUCUUUCGUUCUUUGAUGUCGGGGGUGAUCCUCAUGAGCUCAUGGCGUACAUGGUGAAGAAUCCCGGACUACUGCCAGGCAUCGAGUCUCUCACGAAUGGUGACAUUGGGUCAAAACGCAAAAUGACGGGUCGUAUGCUCGAAAAGUUCUACGAAGCCACCUACAAGCCCGACCCUCUCACUCAAAAGCCCUUUGCAGCGGACGCUAUUCUGAGCAAUCCCCCCGCCUUUGCACAUAUCCAUGUGGCGGAGGCUUUGGGCAUACCUGUGCACCUAACAUUCACAAUGCCGUGGUCGCCGACGACUUCAUUCAGCCACCCCUUGGUCAAAGUGCAGCAAAGUAACGCUGAGCCAGGCCUCACAAAAUACCUCUCUUAUGCUUUUGCUGAGCAAAUGACAUGGCAAGGUCUCGGAGACGUCAUAAACAAAUGGCGCCGCAAGCAGCUCAACCUCGAUCCUCUCUUGGGACUCUCAGGACCUUCCAUCCUGGAUCGGCUCAAGGUACCUUGGACGUAUUGCUGGAGUGAUGCGUUCAUUGCAAAGCCAGACGAUUGGAAAGAGCACAUUGAUGUAUCGGGGUUCUACUUUAUGCCCAGUGAUACCGAUUAUGAGCCGACUGCUGAGCUCAAACGAUUCCUGGCUUCCGGGCCACCUCCCAUGUACAUAGGAUUUGGUUCAGUAGUGGUUGACGAUCCCGAGGCCAUGACAAGGACGAUAUUCGAAGCUGUUGAAUCCAACAAGAUGAGAGCUAUCGUCAGUGCCGGUUGGGGCGGCCUUGGCAACACCAAUGUCCCCCGAAGCGUCUAUAUCAUGAAGGAAAGUGUACCUCAUGAUUGGCUUUUCGCAGAAGGAAGAGUAUCGAUGGUGUGCCAUCAUGGUGGCGCUGGAACAUGCGCUAUAGGUCUCAAAGAAGGACUGCCCACCAUCAUCGUACCCUUCUUUGGGGAUCAACCCUUCUGGGGCGCUAUGGUCCACCAAGCCGGUGCUGGUCCCAGUCCUAUCAAGCCCAAGAACUUCAACCUGGAAACUCUUUCCUCGGCCAUUCGCUAUACCCAAUCACAAUCUGCCGUCACUGCCGCCCGCGCCAUUGCCUCCAAAAUUAGCGCCGACGACGGUGAAGCCAAGGGUGUCGAAUCUUUCCAUAAACACUUGCCCCUCCUUGCCAUGCGCUGCGACGUCGCCCAGUCAAAGAUUGCUAUUUGGUGGUCUGAUGAGUUGUUUCUGCGAUUGUCGGCGGGCGUCGCAGCGGUGUUGGUGGAGCAAAAGAUUACGAGUUGGGAAAAGUUGAGACCGUAUAGGUCAAAAGAGUAUGAUACGAGAAAGGCGAUCACGGACCCUGUGAGCGGGGGAGCAACAGCUGUCUUGGAGAUUGUGACGGAUGCUUCUGAAGGCGUCUUUCAGAUCUUUAGCACCAAACCGCAUAUUGGCAUAAUCAAAACAGCCACCAUAGCUCCACGUGCCAUCGUCACCGGUGUCCGACUCGUCCAUGAGGGCAUGGAAAACAUGCCCCGCCUCGUCGGGUCCAAAUCCCGACCCCAGGCCGAUGUGACAGAUACCAGCAGCGGGUUCCGUGAGGGCCUUCGAGGUUUUGCAUACGGAGUCGGAGAUGGCAUCAGUAGUCUUUUGACUGAACCGUUCCGGGGCGCAAAGGAGGAAGGGGCCGUGGGGUGGGUCAAGGGGAUGGGAAGGAGCUAUGUCAGUGUAGCUAUGCUGCCCGCCGCGGGGGCCCUUGGACUCGUCGCCUUGCCCAUGAAAGGGGCCUCUAAAUCGCUCCAUACCUUCAUGUACGGCCGCCAAGAAAAGGUACUCAAACCGCCUCGCCAAGCUAUCAGCAUCGAGCAAGGCUAUAAACUUCAGCCGGCAGAGAAGAAGAGAAUCUUAAAGUUGUAUAAAGAUGCGCUAGAGAGUGACGAGAUCAAGGAGCGGCAAGAGGUGAUGAAGAAGGUCGGAAAGUAG
Messenger RNA from Cryptococcus wingfieldii CBS 7118, 2247 nucleotides. RefSeq lists its product as hypothetical. Gene Ontology annotation, biological process: carbohydrate metabolic process. The record is from RefSeq and is a predicted model, not a curated record. Gene Ontology annotation, molecular function: hexosyltransferase activity; UDP-glycosyltransferase activity. The transcript has 12 exons. NCBI's taxonomy places the organism in Eukaryota, Fungi, Basidiomycota, Tremellomycetes, Tremellales, Cryptococcaceae. The coding region runs from base 1 to 2247 and encodes 748 amino acids.